Molecule: messenger RNA, 4078 nt
Organism: Culex pipiens pallens (northern house mosquito)
Lineage: Eukaryota; Metazoa; Arthropoda; Insecta; Diptera; Culicidae
Product: PHD finger protein 14
Exons: 6
Coding region: 414-3950 (1178 amino acids)
Biological process (GO): regulation of transcription by RNA polymerase II
Source: RefSeq, a predicted model, not a curated record
AGCAGGCGAUUGAGAGUGCAGCACCCACAAAAUCGGUCGACGGCCGUGUAGCGGCCCCGCAGGAAAAAAAGUGCAGUUUUUCUGAGAAAAACCUCCCCUUUCCGGUGGAAAUUAUCGCGAAAAGUUGCGCCGCGUUCGGGCGCGGUCGUUGCGAGGGUAAAGUGCGCGAAAAACGGGCGAUUUUCCGGCGAAAAGUGCGUUUUUCUUGCGCGACAAACGCUGAAUUUGCUUUUCUUACUUUUUUUUUUCGUCGACGGCAGACAUUCAUUCAGGAGGAAGGGUGCGUGCGUGUGUGUGUGAGAGAGAGGGAGGGAGACGGAGAGAGAGAGAAAGCAACAAAAGGUGCAUCGCGAAACCGGAGAAGAACUUUCUGAAGUGAGGGCCCCCCAAAACCCGCAACGACGGAGAGCAGAAUGAAGCGGAAGGCGUCUGCGGGCGUCGACCUGACCACCCAGACGCUGCUGGACUUUGACCUCGGUGAGAGCUCGUCCGAUUCGGACUUUCGCAUCGAGGACCACGACGACGACAGCGACGACUGCUCGGCCGGUUCGAAGGAGGACGACGACGAUGGGGGUGGGGGAGGUGGUGGUGGCGGCUCGGAUGACGACGAUGAUGAUGAUGAUGAUGGGAACAGCGGGUCGAGUGAUGGGUCGGACGAGGGAGAUGAGGAUGAGGGGAGUGAGGACAGUGGAACGACGGGGAGUGGUUCCAAGGGGAAGGAGAAGGAGGGGGAGAAGGUGGUGGAGGUGGUGAAGAAGGUGGUGAGUUUGGAGGAGGCGUUGAAGAAGAGCGUGAAGGGGAUGGACAAGGCGACGUUGAAGUUGCUGUCGGCGUCGAUUUGCUGUGCGUGUUUGGGCGAUCGGAGUGACGAUCAGAACGAGAUUGUGGAGUGCGAUGGGUGCGGGGUGACGGUGCACGAGGGUUGCUACGGGGUUAGUGAGAGUACGAGCGUGAGCAGUACGGUGUCGUCGUGUUCGACGGAGCCGUGGUUCUGUGAGGCGUGUAAGGCCGGGGUGAGCGAUCCGGACUGCGAGCUGUGUCCGAACAAGGGUGGGAUUUUCAAGGAGACGGACGUGGGGAAGUGGGUGCACCUGGUUUGUGCGCUGUACGUGCCGGGGGUGGCGUUCGGGGAGGUUGACCAGCUGUCGUCGGUGACGCUGUUCGAGAUGCCGUACAACAAGUGGGGCGCCAAAACGUGCAGCUUGUGUGAUGAUGCGAAGUACGCGAGGACGGGCGUUUGUAUCGGGUGUGACGCCGGGAUGUGUAAGACGUACUUUCACGUGACUUGUGCGCAGUACGCUGGGUUGCUGUCGGAGGCGCACUCGGAGGAGGCGGACCAGGCGGAUCCGUUUUACGCGCACUGUAAGAUCCACUCGGAUAAGACGUUGAUCAAACACCGGAAGAGGAACUACAACGCGAUCCGGUUGAAGGGCAUUCAGCGGAAGAUGGAGCAGGAAGCGAAACGGUUGGAGAAGCCUUCGCCGGAGCAGGUGAGGAUUGAGCGGAAGUUGGCCAAGCACCGGAAGAAGUACGUGCACCACAAGGAGACGAAGAAUCCUCCGUGGGUUCCGACGCAGAAGAUGCCACGGUUGAUCACGACUUCGGCGACGGCCUGCAAGAAGCUGUUGCUGAAGGCGGAACUCAUGGGCAUUGACACUGCUGCGAUGGAGUUCCAGGAGGCGCAGAUGACCGCGUUGGCGGAUGUCCGCAAGAAGUGGCACAUUCCACCGGCGUUCAGCGUCGAGUUCAUCGGGUAUUACCUGGAUCGUACGGUGCGUCUUAAGGAGAUCAAGAAGAAUCUGCAGCAGCAGGUCACCUCGAAUCAGCAGCUGUUGGACGAGCAGCAACGACUCCGGGACAAGUACGACUCUACGAUGAAGAUCAACCAGGAAGCGCUGAACCAGAACGAUGAUCUGAAGGACGCCAUCCGGAAGCUGUACGACGACAUUCACGCUCUCUGCCCGAACAAGGCUCUGAUCCCGAUCGAGCAGAUCGGGAAACCACCGUCGGUCCCUCCAAUGGUCGCAAACCCCAGCGUAGUGAUCAACACGCCCAGCUCAACGCCCCCUGCUCGUACCAUAACGGUCCCAACGGCCGCCGCCCUCAAAAUGGGCGUCGGAUUCCCACUGCAGAACCUCAUCGCCCCGGGCAAACGGGACGACACCGGCCGAAUUCUCAGCACCCAGUGCAAGCAAAACAGCGAAGAACUGCUGAACGAGUGCGGAAUCUGCAAGCGCUGCUCCGACCAGCACCUCCUCGCCAAGUGCGACACCUGUCAUCUGUACUACCACCUCGGCUGUCUCAACCCACCACUCACGCGGCACCCCAAAAAGUCCAAACUGUACGGCUGGCAGUGCUCCGAGUGCGACAAGUCGGACGACUCUGGCCCCGAGCACGUAAUCCUGCCGAAAGCCCCGCGCAAGUCCCGAACCCGGUACAGCAAGGACGGCAUCAUCGUCCCGUACGACAUGCCCUCGCCAGAGUUUGAAAAGUCCCCGGAAAGCACACCCGUCGUGUCCGUUGCGCCAACCUCCCAGCCCAAACGACCCCGCAAGAGUGGCACCGGAGAUAGUCCCAGCAAGGUGGCGGUCGCAAACGGUAUCGAGACGAAGGACCUGCUGCUGGAGAUCCCGAAAAUCGACCAGGAACUGGCGGAGAAGCUGAGCGCUGGGGAAACCUCGGUGGAGAUGUUGACGCCGAAGGCGUCUGCACCGCCGGUCAAGCGAGGUCGCAAGAAGAAGGUCACCGAACCGACUUCCCCCGAUAAGGAGGUUCCAAAGCAGGAAGACGUCAAACCCAAGGUUGAAGUCAUCGAAAUCCCGGACUCUCCGGUGAAGAAGCCCGAGCAGCCAAAGGAAGAACCCGCUCCGGAGGUCGUGGAACCCCCCGCCAAACCCAAAGAGGUCAAACCGGAAAAGAAGAAGAAACUGAAGACUCCUGCGGAGCCGGCUCCAACGGAGCCUGAACCACCCGCUUCCGCGAGUUCCCAGGAAACGCUCACUUCGGCGGAAUCGGCCAUCACGUUGACAGCGACCUCCAGCGAAUCGCUGGAGCAAGCACCUCCAGCCGCCAAAGCGACCAUCGAACCGGCUCCGGACGGCGUGGAAGUUCCACCUGCGGUGGACGCCGCCACGGCCGGCACGUCCGGAACCGGCGGCUUUUCCUCGUCGUCCUCGUCGCACAAGCACAGCAAGCGGAAAAAGGAAAAGCACCGCAAUCGGUCCCCGCACGAGGACGGAUCGCCCGCGAAGGAGCACAAGCGCAAACGGAAGCGGAAGAACCACGACAUGGAGAAUCCGAACGACGUUCCUGGUUUUGUCGCAUCCGGUGGGGAGGACAACCGACCGCGGAUUAAGAUCAAGAUCAAAUCGGUGCUGGACGGUUCCAACACGCACACCAUCUUCUACGUUCCGAACGACAGCAUAGUCGGAGAGGAACCGCCGCGGCCUUCGGCCAGCAGCGAAGCGUUGACGACGAGUACCCCGCUGGCAUCCCCCGUCGUAACUCCGGCCACUCCGCCGCCACCGGAAAAACUCAAACCAACGCCACGACCACAAUCGUCCCUCGCGGCAUCCGUAUCGGCUCCAGUAAUCUCGCAGAAUCCACCACCCACGAAACCCGCAAGCUCCGGUGGACGGGGAGGCGCUCGCGGAGGCCGGCGGCUUAGCAUCGGACGGCCCAGCAGGGCCAGCUUGGCGAACCUGUCCGCGGGAAGCACCGGCAGCAGUAACAACACAUCGUCGAUGGGUGGCGCCGCUGGCGGCGCGGAAUCGAUGCGCUGUGACGUGUGUCAGGGGCCGGGCAGUGCGAGCAACGUUGUGCAGUGCGACGAAUGUCACAAGAACUACCACUUUGGCUGUUUGGACCCGCCGGUGAAGAAGUCUCCGAAGCGACGCGGCUACUCCUGGCACUGUGCCGACUGUGAUCCGACGGACACGGAAACCAACUGAAGAAGCACUGCCGAAACAGACCAGUAAUGGCGCCCGGUUUUUGCACCAAAAACAGUGAUACCAACUGCUUACGCUGCAGCAGCACGAGAAUCACUGAAUUCCAAGCCACUCAGUCAACGCGAGAAAAA